UUCUUCUUCUAAUUUCCCCCCUUGAGAAUACACAGUUCCAAGAAUUCUCCCAGUAAAAAGCACCGGUCUCUCUCUCUCUCUCUCUCUCUCUCUCUCUCUCAUGGCCAAAUCCUCAAAGCAAAUUGUAUCAGGUUUCCAAAGGCUUUAUCUCCACCGAAUCCCAUCAAAACCCAAUCCCCCAAUCCCUAAUCCAAGCCCUCUCUAUAGGAGAGCUUACUCCACUGAAUUCCUCCCAAAACCCACCUCUCAAAAUGGCAUCUUUUCUCGAAUCCUCUCCCAAAACCACAAAUUUUCAACCCCAAAACCCUUUUCCCCAUCUGGGUUUUCCAAUUCAAGGCAGCUAGUUUCAAUUAGAAACUUCACUGCUGGGUCUGGGAAAUCAAUAGUUAAGGAUCCUCUAUCAAAGAUCAAAACUGGAAUUUUGCAGUACAGGGAGGCCCUAGGGCUGCAGGUUGAGUCAUUUUGGAAGAGGAAUUACUUGGUUCUUGUAGGUGCUGGGGGUGUUGUUGUCUGCAUUGCUUUAUGGAGGGUGAUGUUUGGGGUUGCCAGCACUUUUGUGGGGCUUUCGGAGGGAAUGGCAAAGUAUGGGUUUCUUGCUUUGGCCGCCGCCAUGGUUUCGUUUGGUGGCAUGUACAUUAGGUCAAGGUUGUCCAUCAAUCCUGAUAAGAUAUAUCGGAUUGCGAUGAGAAAGUUGAACACAUCUGCUGGAAUUCUUGAGGUAAUGGGUGCCCCUCUAACUGGGACAGAUUUGAGAGCAUAUGUGAUGUCAGGAGGUGGACCAAAACUAAAGAAUUUCAAGUUCAAGCUUGGUGGAAAGCGCUGUUUUCUCAUAUUUCCCAUUCGUGGAUCUGAAAGGAAGGGCCUUGUGAGCGUUGAGGCCAAGAAGAAAAAAGGCCAGUAUGAUAUCAAGUUGCUUGCAGUUGAUAUACCAAUGUUGCAAGGCCCUGAUCAGAGGAUUUUCAUAAUCGGGGACGAGGAAGAGUACAAAAUUGGUGGGGGCUUGAUCUCUGAAUUAAGAGAUCCCAUAGUAAAAGCAAUGGCUGCUGAAAAAGAAUUUGAGGAUCUCGAUCAAAAGGAGGAAGAGGAAGAUGAAGAAAGAGAGCGCGAGGAGGCAGAGAGAAAGCACCAACAAGAGAGAGAGGAAGCAAUUGGAGAAGAGAAAGAAGUCAGCAUGAGCUUAGGAACCUGGAGGAGGAAAAUUAUGAAAUGGUGAUUCACAUCUUUUCCAUAGUUUUUGACAAA
This is a messenger RNA of Asparagus officinalis (garden asparagus), 1242 nucleotides long. RefSeq lists its product as uncharacterized. Gene Ontology annotation, cellular component: intracellular membrane-bounded organelle. The transcript is spliced from 3 exons. NCBI's taxonomy places the organism in Eukaryota, Viridiplantae, Streptophyta, Magnoliopsida, Asparagales, Asparagaceae. The coding region runs from base 101 to 1213 and encodes 370 amino acids. The record is from RefSeq and is a predicted model, not a curated record.